Messenger RNA from Scomber scombrus (Atlantic mackerel), 1369 nucleotides. It is a transcript of the gene arl14ep, whose product is annotated as ADP-ribosylation factor-like 14 effector protein. Bases 98 to 760 code for a protein of 220 amino acids. The transcript has 5 exons. The record is from RefSeq and is a predicted model, not a curated record. Lineage: Eukaryota; Metazoa; Chordata; Actinopteri; Scombriformes; Scombridae. Gene Ontology annotation, cellular component: intracellular membrane-bounded organelle.
GGCAAACAAACGAGCAUCGCUUGUGUUUGUGUCUUUUUUUUGCACGUUUCCUACACAACUCUCCCCAUAAUCGCAUAGUUUAAUCAAAGGUGACACCAUGCCCGUCAUCUGCGCGGUGAUAGGAUGUAACAAUAAGUUUGUGAAGGGCUCUGAAAUAAGAUUUUACAGGUUCCCACUGAGCAAGCCUCAACUUGCCUCAAAAUGGGUGCACAGUCUGGGGAUGAAAAACUUCACCCCGACCGCCAACACCUGCCUCUGCUCCGAGCAUUUCCGGCCUGACUGCUUCAGGGACUACAAUGGAAAGCAGUUUCUGAGGGAGGAUGCAGUGCCCACCAUAUUUAACCAGGGCCAAGAUACAUCAAAGAUUGAACUUAGAAAACGAGGGGUGGUACCAAAGGAGACGAACACCACCAAUCAGGUGGCAACACAAGCAGACAGAGACCGAGCGAGGGAGGCCGGUCUACGCAGAGAAAAAAGAGGCGGAAUGAGGGGGGGACGAGGCGGCCGUGGAGGAAAACAGAUGUCUGACAGGCAAACCGUCGGAGGCAAGAGCAGAGUGUACGACGGCAAAGGCCGACUGCUGAGCAACGGCAAGGACAUGUGUGACUGUCUGGAUGUGGAUUGUAUGGGCUGCUUCUACCCGUGCCCUGAGUGCUGCUCGCGCAAGUGCGGAGUGGAGUGCCGCUGCGACAGGAAGUGGCUUUACGAGCAGGUGGAGGUGGAGGGCGGAGAGAUCAUCCGGAACAAGUUUGCUGUGUAAUUAGCAGUGAAUCUUUGGAUUUAAAGGCUCAAUCAUGAAGUCAGGGGGCUUCUGGGAACUAAAACCUGAGUAGAGCUGAUGGACCGUUCAAGACUGUGAAGGAAUCUUCAAUAAAGUUCACUGAUAUUUAUUAGGUUUUGCAGUCUCUGCAUACGCUAGAGAGCUGUGCAGAACAGUGUGAGUAUUCUGUCCAAUGUUGCAUGUUCAUUUUUAUUGCUCAUAGAAACUUUAUUACUGUAAAGCUUUUUUCUUUCACCAGUAAAACAUUUCUUAUGUGCCAAUCUGUGCUAAUAAACAAUGUCCUCAAUGAUAUAUGGCUGCACUGCUGAUGUGCUCUAACAUCUGCAGAAGUGGGAAUAAGUGAACCUCAAGUUUUUAGUGCAAUUGUCUUAACCUGUCUUAGUUAAAUCCCAAAUUGUACUUUAUUCCUCAGUUUUGUCUGGUUUUACACAAUUCAAUAUCCUAAAUUUCGACUUGAAUUAUUUACAGGAGAGGAUAAAAUACAAUAAUCAUUUUACAUUUUAAAAGAAAACUAACUUUAGGUCAACAAAAAUAGUUUUCCAUAAUCUGUGGUUCAGUUAAUUUUACAACGUGAUGUUAAUUAAUGAG